UGCCCCGCGGCCACGGCGCAUGCGCGAGGCUGUCUGAGCGGGAUAGAGGACGAAAAUGGCGUCGUUCGUGGCUGAGGUGUUGGCGUCGUCGGGGAAACUGGAGAAGGAGGAUAUCGGCACCAAGAUCAGCAAGUUAGCCCGCCGGGUGGAGGAGGUGAAGGGUGAAGUAUGUGACAUGAUCAACAAGAAGUAUGAGGAGUUCAUCCCAAGUUUAAAAAAUGGAGAGGAUCUGGUAAAUCAGGUGGAUGGCAUCUCAAUGGAGAUAGAUGUCCUUAAAUCACAGAUUGAAAAUGAGGUGCAGCGAGAUCUCCAUGUUGCUGUGACUGAGUUCACGGAGCUGAAACAACAGCUAGAGAAAAGUACAGCUUUACUGAGUGUGUUGACACAAUUACAUGAGUUUGACACUGCUCUUGGAACACAUCACCAAGCUUUGUUGGAAAAAAACUACAUCAAAUCAGCUACUCAUCUCAAUAAAGCACAGUCCAACCUGACAUUACUAAAAUCAAAGAAAGGCAUUGAAUUGAAAAUGUUGCAAGUGCUUAGCACGGAACUCAUCGUUCAGAAGGAAAAAUUGCUGUACCAUCUUGGUGAGGAGUGGAAGCAGCUGGCUGUUUGGAACCUUCCCCCUUCACCAGCUCCUACAAAAGCUGAGGAUUUGUUUGGGUGGACUUUGAAGACUGAGCUGCGCUUGUGCAACAUGACAUCGAAGAAGAAGAGUGAUCUUGAGCCGCUGCUUGUGUCAAUACUUCAAGGCUUUGCUAUUCUUGGUGAAUUGACCAGGAAACUGAAAUUCUUCAGUCAGAUCCUGAUGAAAUAUGUAUUGAAGCCAUUGGUUCUUGAUCCUUCCCUUGAUGUUGAGAUUGAACUUCAGACAGGGGAUGCAGUAUUAAGGUUGAUUGCAGUUGAAAAGCAGUCUGAUCAUGCCUCACCAACAGAAGUUUACCGGAAGGUGAUCAAUGUUUUGGAGUUCCUGCACCAACAUCUUCUUUAUGUGUCUCAUUGGGAUUCUGUGGUUUGUGACGUGAAGCAGGAUGCAAUCCUGACAGAGUUGCUGGGAGAUAUGAUCUGGGAGGAUUUAUCAGAAAUUAUUAUCAAGAACUGUUUAGUAUAUUCCAUACCAGCAAACAGCAGCCAAUUGGAUCAGUAUGAAGAGGUGAUAAAAGAAACAGAUAAGUUUGAGAAGAAACUUAAAGACAUGCAGUUUUUGCGAGAGCAUUCCACAGACCUGUUAAAAUAUGCAAGGAACGUGAAUGUUCACUUUGCCAGUAAGAAGUGUCAAGACGUGAUAGUCACUGCCAGAAACCUGAUGACAUCAGAAAUUCACAACACUGUGAAGGUGAAUUAAUUAUUAUGUAUAGCCCGAAGCUGACACAUUAUACUGACCUGGAGCGUGGUUGAAUUGGGAAAAAGCUGGCUGCCCCUUGGUUCCUCAGCAGUUUUGUUUUUCAACGUAAUCU
Molecule: messenger RNA, 1457 nt
Organism: Rhincodon typus (whale shark)
Lineage: Eukaryota; Metazoa; Chordata; Chondrichthyes; Orectolobiformes; Rhincodontidae
Product: centromere/kinetochore protein zw10 homolog
Exons: 9
Coding region: 56-1345 (429 amino acids)
Biological process (GO): endoplasmic reticulum to Golgi vesicle-mediated transport; mitotic cell cycle; mitotic spindle assembly checkpoint signaling
Cellular component (GO): RZZ complex; chromosome, centromeric region; nucleus
Source: RefSeq, a predicted model, not a curated record